This is a messenger RNA of Mytilus trossulus (common blue mussel), 1420 nucleotides long. Its product is annotated as ubiquitin carboxyl-terminal hydrolase 38-like. The record is from RefSeq and is a predicted model, not a curated record. NCBI's taxonomy places the organism in Eukaryota, Metazoa, Mollusca, Bivalvia, Mytilida, Mytilidae. The transcript has 4 exons. Gene Ontology annotation, biological process: protein deubiquitination. Gene Ontology annotation, molecular function: cysteine-type deubiquitinase activity. Bases 38 to 1420 code for a protein of 460 amino acids.
UCCUUUGCAAGAAACGUAACAUCUACAUGUAAACAACAUGGAUGCUUUAUUGAAUGGGAUAUUGUCCUCCAACCAUCCAGAUCAACUGAAGAAGCAGUUACUGCAUAAAAUAGCAGAUAAAGGGGCACAACCACAGGCAAUAAAAACAAUAAAAUCUGUAUUUGAACUGACUAUAAACUGGUACCUGGAAAUUGAUAAUGAGCUUGCAUCAAAUGAAGGCUUGACUAUUUUGAAAUCAUGGCCUAAACACAAUUUAUCAACUUUUGAACAAUUUUUCGACAGAGAUUAUUUAGUUGGUUUACUUUUUAAAAAAUGUCGUAGAGAAUGCAACAUACCAAUUCUUAUUAAAGAAUGUUUACAUCUUCUUCAAAGAUCGGCCAUAUUUUAUAGUCAUCUAAAAGUUGUAGAAGCGAUGGCUAUUAAUUAUGUACAGCAACAUCCUUCAAUGGCUUCUAUAGUGAACUUUAUUAGUUUGUUAAGAACUUUUAAAGAAUGCAUACCUAAAGGUGAUUUCACGUCAAAAUUUUGUAUCACAUUGAUAAAUGGAGUGGCAUUAGUAGGUCAUCCAGAUGGAAGGGUCUUAGAAUAUAUUCAGGGUUCCGAAUUAAUUUUCAAGUUCAUCAAUGCGUUAUGGAACCAAGCAGAUUCUAGAUUCAUUUUGGAAUCGUUAAAAGCAGUGUUCACACUUAUUUCUGACGAAAGCAUAGAAAUGACUUUCUGUCUUGGAGCGAUUGUUCAACAUAUUCCAAAAGAGAUGAUUGAAAUUGUUGUGAAAUAUGCCGUGUUUGAAAGUAAUAUAGACGAUGACAGUAUGACGAGGGCAUUAAAUAGAAUCAUAGGUUGGAUCCAAUGGCCAACAGCGGUCAACGUCAGUGUUUGGAUAAUUGGAUUCCUACAGAAUCUUGCAGCAGAAAAGAGAUUCACAGUUUUGAUAUCUGUAACUGAGGACAAAAUAGAACAGGUAUUCAAAGCAGUAGAGUUGUCUCAAGUUAGGAAAGGUGCUUUAAAUGUAUUGACUCAUAUGUUACUGAGUUUCCAACACUCACCAGAGCCAUUCCAUAAGAUUUUACCCAAGAUUCCAAGAGUUAUGUCAAUUUUGACUACAGAAACUUCAGGACCCAGUCAAGAUUGUGCUGUUAGAUUGGCUUACCUUAUUCAUUGCUGUAUGUACCAUCAUGCUGGUUACCCUGAUCUUUAUGACCCAGUUAUGGAAAUUAUUAAGGACUUCCCACAACCAGAUCCAGAAGAAAUCCAAAAGAAGCUGGCAGAAACAAGAUGGACCAAUCAGAAAGCUGGAAAUAAAAAUUAUGUUGUUAAGGUCACACAGAGGUCAGAGACAGGAAAAACAGGAUUACAUAACCUUGGCAACACAUGUUUUAUGAACAGCAUUGUACAAGCCUUAUUUAUGGCUGAUGGGUAA